Rana temporaria (common frog) is the source of this 1666-nucleotide messenger RNA. RefSeq lists its product as uncharacterized. The transcript is spliced from 6 exons. Bases 536 to 1324 code for a protein of 262 amino acids. NCBI's taxonomy places the organism in Eukaryota, Metazoa, Chordata, Amphibia, Anura, Ranidae. The record is from RefSeq and is a predicted model, not a curated record.
UACUCUGUCAGCACCUAGAAUGAGCUCCUAUCAGCCACUGAACAUCAUGGCUGUCUGAGGCCAUCAGAUGUUGCACACAGACCUUCUUUUCCGAGGUGGGCCUGCUGACUACGGUACUGACCACGGUACUGACCACCGUACUGACCACAGUACUGACCACCGUACUGACUACGGUACUGACCACCGUACUGAGCACCGUACUGACCACUGUACUGACCACCGUACUGACCACGGUACUGACCACCGUACUGAGCACCGUACUGACCACGGUACUGACCACCGUACUGACCACGGUACUGACCACCGUACUGACCACGGUACUGACCACGGUACUGACCACCGUACUGACCACGGUACUGACCACCCACAUUCCUGAAUGGAUGGUUUUCCAACACUGUGGAUUGUAUAUAAGAAGACAACAUCCUGCACAGGUCACUCUUCACCAAAAUACCAUGACACAACAUGUGGUCUGCUCGGAGGGUGGAGUCCAGUUAUUGGGUGACAUCUGACAAGGGCGCUGGUUCCACUUGUAACAAUGAUCUCGAUGGUGCUGCUCCUGAGUCUGAUUACAGGUGUCGGCUCUAUGACGGUGAUCCAGGAUCCUCCAUUUCUCAACCUGUCUGCCGGUGACACGGCCCGGAUGUCCUGUGUUGUGAAGAAUGUCAAUGUGGGGGUGACUCUGAACCAUUCCUGGAAUUUACAGGGAUCCUUCGAGAAUCUGGAGAACUCAUCCCGAGUGACCGUCACCCCGAACUCUCUCACCAUCUCCUCUGUCACCCCUAAUGACUCCGGACUUUACACCUGCACAGUGCGGGACAACCACCUGUAUCCAUACAGAGGGAAUGGGACAUUACUGUCAGUCACAGCAUUAACCACCCCGGUCACUCCUAUUAAUAAUACUCAGCAUAAAGGAGAUUCUUCAAGCAAUAACUAUCUCUACCUGUACUCUCUGAUACCCGUCACCUUCCUCUGCUUGGCGGUGAUCCUGUACUGGAGAAGAUGUGCGGCUAGAAGAGGAUCCCAGACACCAUCAGCUGAGAGAAGAGAUGGACAGACAUGUACGCAGGAGAACGACGCCGGUGAUCUCCAUUAUUCCACCAUUCUGCAUCACCCAUCUGCUGGACAGAGGAGGGAGGAGAGAAAUGGGAAUAAUGGGACUGAUGUGGUAGAGUACGCUCCAGUGAGGAUAGCCAUUCCUCCCCAGCCCUUCACAGGUGACUCUACAGACAAGGACUUGGGCAACGUGUGUUAUGCAUCCCUGAGGAUGUCCACUCCGGAUUCCAGACCCCUGGAGCAAAGUGCCACUUACCCCGACUGGGAAUAAUCUGCCGACAUACCAGAGUCCAGGCGGACAGCGAACUAAACCAAAUUCAGCUUCUGUUCAACUGCCAAUUGUCCUCAUUUUUAAGGAACUCACCUAGUUUAGGAUUGUCCCUGGAUAACUUUUUACCACUGGAAACAUAUAAAUUUCAAAUAAUUACCAACGUUACUGUUUUACCCUCUUUGACUGCCCUAGAUCCUCUUCUUCUCAUCACGAUGACCCAGGAUUGUAUGUGUUCAAUAAUGGAGGAUCAAUAUUUAAAAUAUGGAUAGCCAGGUUCAGAGAGGUUUACGCCGGCGUAUCAGUAGAUACGCCGGCGUAACUCUGAAUCUGCGCCGUCGUACC